AUGCUUUCAUCAUCAGGCGAUACCUCAAUCUCGGCUCCCCCAUCCGGGAGCCGAACCAAACCCGGGAGCCGAAAUGUCCUCAUUACCAGCGCCCUACCAUAUGUCAACGACGUGCCGCACCUCGGAAACAUUAUCGGCUCCUGUCUCUCUGCCGAUGUCUACGCUCGUUUCUGUCGGGCCCGUGGCCUCAACACGCUCUUCAUUGGCGGCACGGACGAGUACGGCACUGCCACGGAGAUCGCGGCGGCGCGUGAGCGCUGCACGCCGGAGGAGCUCUGCAACCGUUUCCGCAAAAUCCAUGCGGACAUCUACCAGUGGUUCAAUAUCAGUUUCAACAAGUUCGGAAGGACCACGACUGAGAAUCAAACUCAGAUCACGCAGCAGAUCUUUUCGAGAAUCUACGAGAAUGGACACCUGGACGAGCGGAUAACAACAAGGCUGUACUGCGAAGCCCACCAGCGGUUCCUCGCAGAUCGAUACGUCGUUGGCGACUGUCCCCAUUGCGGAAAAGGCGCUAGGGGCGACGAGUGUGACUCAUGCGGCUCAUUUGAAGACGCUAUUGAGCUCAAGAAUCCUCGUUGUAACUUGAACGGAUGUGGAGCCACGCCCGUCCAGCGGGACACGGGGCAUCUUUUCUUCAGGCUGGACAAGUUGCAGCCACAAGUGGAGGACUUCGUUCGCGAAUCGGAGCAGCAGUGGUCUAGCAACGCGACUAGUCAAACCCGGGGCGUGCUCAAGAAGGGGCUAAAAGAGCGCAGCAUCACACGCGACAUCAAAUUUGGCACCCGGAUCCCUACAAACGUGCCUGGUUACGAAAACAAGGUGAUAUACAACUGGUUAGAUGCCCCGAUCGGAUACGUAUCAAUCACCGCAGAGCACACAGACCACUGGCGGGAUUGGUGGCAACCACAGAACCCGGAUGAUGUCCAGCUUUACCACUUUAUCGGCAAGGACAACAUCUUCUUCCACUCCAUCUUCUUCCCGGCCACUCUAAUCGCAACCGGGGACAACUGGACAAAGGUGCACUCUCUCUGUGCGACGGAGUACCUGCAAUAUGAGGGGACCAAGUUCUCCAAGUCAAAACGCAUUGGUGUCUUCGGCGACCAGGCAAAGGCGAGCGGGAUCAAGGCCGAUGUCUGGCGGUUUUACCUCCUUUAUCAUCGUCCAGAGCACAAAGACACCGAGUUCAAAUGGGACGAGUUUGUCAAGGAGAACAACAGCCUACUCAGCGACAAUCUGGGCAACUUCGUCAACCGCGUUGUCAAGUUUGUGAACAACCCUGAGCCCAAGGGGUACGACGGCGUCGUACCUGACGGCUCGGGGCUCCGCGAUUCGGACGGAAAGGUGGAAAGCUGCAAGGAAAAGGUCAACAGUCUCUUCAGCUCCUACCUCCGUCACCUUGAGGCAGUCGAGCUGCGCGCGGCGUUGGAUGACGCUCUCAGUAUAUCCGACGCUGGCAACAAAUUGGCUACGCAGGCUUUCAAAGUCGACAAAGCCGACAAGGAAGAGAGGGCGGCUUACUUUACGGUCUGCGUCAAUAUCAUCCGACUCCUUGCUGCUAUCUUGCAGCCGUUCCUACCGGACACCGCCGAGUCGAUCACCAGACAGUUGGGCGUGGAGCCGGAGCCAGUCCUGUCUAUUCCUGACACUUUCGACUCUGACUGUAUACAAAAAGGACAUCGGCUCGGCGAGGCGCAAUCCCUCUUCCCGAAAUUUGAUGCGAAGCGGGCCGAGGAUUGGAAGGCGCAGUACGGUGGAAGCGGGUGA
Molecule: messenger RNA, 1767 nt
Organism: Diaporthe batatas
Lineage: Eukaryota; Fungi; Ascomycota; Sordariomycetes; Diaporthales; Diaporthaceae
Exons: 1
Coding region: 1-1767 (588 amino acids)
Biological process (GO): methionyl-tRNA aminoacylation
Cellular component (GO): aminoacyl-tRNA synthetase multienzyme complex; cytosol
Molecular function (GO): ATP binding; methionine-tRNA ligase activity
Source: RefSeq, a predicted model, not a curated record